GAUCAAGUUGCGGGAACAAACAGAAACGUGUGGUGGCGCAAAUUUGAACGUCUUCUAUGUUUAUUCGUUGUUGUUGACAGAUGUUAUCAAAAGCGUGCGCAUGGCUAAAUAAUUUGUUCGACUGAGCACAGGAUUUCAAGUAGUACAGUACAGUACAGUAGAGAUGGCUCACAGCAGUCACAACAAUGUCGAGAGGGAGCUAGCCGUAGUGCUCCAGCAGCUGCAUGAAAUCACGGAAUCGGUGUCCAGCGAUCUUCGCGUCUUGAGAUCCAAUCCAUUGCUUGCCAGUUCCUCGAAGAGUCGACAGCAUGUUGAUCAGAUUGCCAGCAAGACAGAAGAAGUCAUCCAGAUAUUAAACCAGCUCAGUGUAAGAGGUAUUUCAAGACAUAAGGAGACCAAAGUCUCAAGACGAAGGGGAGACGUCCCAGUCCCGAAACCAGACAUCUUACAGAGGGUCUCAAUGCAGCAAUAUCAAGAUAUGGAGCAAUUUGCCACCCAGGUGCUCGAUGUAGUGGAGGUCGGUACCAGCCUUAACUUGCCCGUUAAGAAUUCCUCGCAUCGUCAUAGUAAUGGUAAACAAUACAGUCAUCAUGGUCACAGGCACCGAGAUGCCAAGCACAGCACGUGGUGUCAACGAUCGUAUCGCCACGUUGUACCAACACUAGAGGGCUGGAUUCAUUUAUUGGCGGAAAAUCAGAAACAGGAACUGCUGGCAGAGGGUCCGCCGCCAAACACAGAACAUGGCAAGAUGGUUUCCCACUUCCAGAGGUUGUUUGAUGUACCAACAGACGGCGGUGUCUACACGCGGAUGAACGAGCUGUAUGUGCGUGUCGGAGAGAUGCAAAACAUCAUUCACUCGUUAAAGGACAUCCUUGGCCUCGAUGAGGAAGCCUCCUCCGGAUCUGUCGUGACGGCAACUAAACAGCUUUGUGAGUUGUACUCUGGUUCAACAGCUCACCUACUCGGCCAACUUCUACAACAGGAACGACUGGACAGGUUCAUCUCCCGAAUGCACCAUUAUCGCAAGUUUUUCCCCAUUUUUGAUGACAUGGUGAAGGACCUGAUGGAGAUUCUGGGAGUUGUCUCCAUGGAAAGAAUCGUUCCAGCGGUUCGAGCGCUGAAACUGCUGAUUCCUUGAUGUGCAUCCGCUGGAUCUUGAGGCUCAUGCUGCUGUAUUUAUAUAAUUGAGUGCA
Messenger RNA from Asterias rubens (European starfish), 1193 nucleotides. RefSeq lists its product as uncharacterized. Gene Ontology annotation, molecular function: gamma-tubulin binding. The record is from RefSeq and is a predicted model, not a curated record. The coding region runs from base 164 to 1138 and encodes 324 amino acids. The transcript is spliced from 10 exons. Gene Ontology annotation, cellular component: centrosome. Gene Ontology annotation, biological process: regulation of microtubule cytoskeleton organization; cilium assembly. NCBI's taxonomy places the organism in Eukaryota, Metazoa, Echinodermata, Asteroidea, Forcipulatida, Asteriidae.